AACUACAAAAAGGCCCUCUUCUUCCCUUCCCUGCCUAGCAUCACUCUCUUUGCUUCAUUUGUUCAUUCAGGCAUUUCCGCAAACAGUUUGUUUUUUUUCCCCACAAACAUGGCAAGACCACAACAACGAUAUCGAGGUGUACGACAAAGGCAUUGGGGUUCUUGGGUGUCUGAAAUUCGCCACCCUCUGUUGAAAACUAGAAUUUGGUUAGGAACAUUUGAAACCGCGGAAGAUGCGGCCCGUGCCUACGAUGAAGCAGCAAGGCUUAUGUGUGGACCAAGGGCUAGAACCAACUUCCCUUACAAUCCCAAUGCACUUCAGUCGUCGUCAUCCAAGCUUCUCUCAGCAACUUUGACUGCGAAACUACACAAAUGCUACAUGGCUUCGCUUCAAAUCACAAAACAGAAGUCAGUUCAGAAGCCACAAAAUAAGGCGCUCACUCCACUUGUUAUUAGCAACAACAACGACGACGACGGCAUUGCAGCAAGGGACAGCGGAACCGGAGUUCGGCUAGUGGAAAAAAGAUCAUUGGCAGAGACAGAGGCCAAAUCAGCUCAAGUUGAAACCACCCAGCAGUUCAAACCUCUUGAAGAGGAUCAUAUUGAACAAAUGAUUGAGGAACUGCUUCACUAUGGUUCCAUUGAACUAUGCAAUGUCUAUUCCCAAUAGGAUAUUAUGAUUAUUAUUAUCAGCCUUUCUUCCAUGCUAAUGGCAUUUGCUAAUUUAACUCAUUCUUCACAACCUUAUCACUAUUUUCACAAGUCAUGUAAACCCCUCCAUUUAGGCCUAUCAGGUGACCCCAUUUGAUGAUGGUUAAUGUACAGUAAGCCCUGUUAUGAGAUAUAUAUGUUACUAUGAUAUUUUUAUCCA
Molecule: messenger RNA, 870 nt
Organism: Gossypium raimondii (Peruvian cotton)
Lineage: Eukaryota; Viridiplantae; Streptophyta; Magnoliopsida; Malvales; Malvaceae
Product: ethylene-responsive transcription factor ERF003
Exons: 2
Coding region: 109-669 (186 amino acids)
Biological process (GO): regulation of DNA-templated transcription
Molecular function (GO): DNA-binding transcription factor activity; DNA binding
Source: RefSeq, a predicted model, not a curated record